Lasiodiplodia theobromae is the source of this 1443-nucleotide messenger RNA. RefSeq lists its product as uncharacterized. The coding region runs from base 1 to 1443 and encodes 480 amino acids. Gene Ontology annotation, molecular function: transcription cis-regulatory region binding; zinc ion binding; DNA-binding transcription factor activity, RNA polymerase II-specific. Gene Ontology annotation, cellular component: nucleus. The record is from RefSeq and is a predicted model, not a curated record. Gene Ontology annotation, biological process: positive regulation of transcription by RNA polymerase II. Lineage: Eukaryota; Fungi; Ascomycota; Dothideomycetes; Botryosphaeriales; Botryosphaeriaceae. The transcript has a single exon.
AUGCCAGCAUCUUAUCGAGUGCGGUUCGCUCCUUCCACCGGCCUCUACAUCCUACCCGCCAGCCCAGCGCACCCGCAGACGCGGGCCCGCGGCAGCGGCCGGUCGAACAGCCGGACCGGCUGCCGCGAAUGCAAGCUGCGCCGCGUCAAGUGCGACGAGCGGUACCCGGUGUGCCUGCGGUGCGAGAGGCGCGGUUCCGUUUGCUUGCCUUCCUGCCGCCCGGCCACAUGGCUGACUGAGACGCCGUGGCUGGACGUGUUCAACAGGGGGGUGGUGCACGCGCCGCCAAAUAUGCUGCUGCCGCCGGACGCGAACAAGCGGCUCCUGCAGCACUGGCUGGAGAAGUCGAGCCACAUGAUGGUGCUCGAUCCGAAUCGCAACCCGUUCUCCUAUCCCAUCCUGCAGCAUCUGGCUGGCGCGCCGUCGCUGCUGCACGCCCUGCAGAGCAUCAGUGCUGGCUAUGACGAGUUCUACAACCCGGAAAGUCUGCAGACUUGCCUCGAGGAACGGGGACGUGCUCUGGGGCUCGUGCAUGACGAGAUUCGGAGUCAGAGCAGUCCGCUGACGGUUUUGUUCCUCACGGUUUUCCUGCUCGGCUUGUCGUCGUCCUGGAUUGAGGAGUACCCCUUCAAAUUCGGCAAGGAGCAUUUUCUCGGCGCUCGGACGGUGAUUGAUCUCAUCAUCGCCGAUGAAAAUCGGAAAGAGGACCCGCUGUAUGGACUCGCCAUUGGGAGCUACAUGUACUGGGACAUGGCCUGUUCCUACUUCUUUUCUAGCGCCGAGGUCCAGCCUCUGAACACUCCAUCUGUGUUUGCCAGCAUCCAAGAGACGAGCGACACCUUCCAUCCCAUUGCUGGCUUUUCCGUCGAGCUUUUCUAUCUUUUAGGCUCCCUGGGGAGAUACUGUCGGAGCGUCCAUGAUACAAGCGAGCGCGAUGUGAUUCUUGAACAGACUUUUGAGGAGCAGCUGCAGUCUUGGGACCCUGCAAAGGACGAUGAGCACUUGGCUCUUUUGAGCGACUCUUACAGAUGCCAUGGUCUCAUCAUGCUCUAUCGGGUGUGCGGCCGGCCGGAGAGCCGGUCAUUUGGUGGGCAUGGAGACCUCGAGGACGAGGUUCUGUUUCAUUUGGAGACCGAUAGCAUGAUUGGGGAGCUCGCCAGACAUAUCAUCGAUAAUCUAUCACAAACCCCAAUUAGCUCGUCAUACUUCAACCUUCACUCUAUCCCUCUUUUCACUGCGGGGUCAGAGCUCCCUUAUGAGCACGCUGAACUUCGACAAGAAGUAAGAAACCGUUUCAAGGCUCUGUAUUCGACCAAUCGCUGCCCCGUCAACCUGUUGGCAGUAGAGUUGCUCACAGAACUAUGGGAAAUGAGGGAUAGCGGGAUAGUUGUGUCUUUUCUCGAGUUCCUGUUGCAGAAAAACGUUUGCCUGAGUUUUGCAUGA